UUUGCAUACAACCCAUGGAGUCUCCAAUACUUUUCUUCCUUAUCAUCUUCUUAUUCACCAUCACCAACAAUGCAAUUGUCAUUGAAGCACAAGUUGAUAAAUUUGGUUUAGAACAACUGGUGAGUGAAGAUUUUGAGUUGCCAAUGGCAAUGUCGUCUUUAUACGAAGAAACAGAGGAUGAUGAGAUGCAGUUAGAUGGAAAUGGAAGAUCUCUAUUGUGGCACAAAUUCAAGUACUACAUUUCAUAUGGAGCAUUGUCAGCUAACAGAAUCCCCUGCCCACCACGAUCUGGCAGAUCGUAUUACACGCACCAUUGUUAUCAUGCUACAGGUCCAGCUCACCCUUACACUAGAGGUUGCUCUGCUAUCACUCGUUGCCGUAGAUGAACAAUUCAAUUCAAUUACCAUAUUUAUUGUUGUUUAUGAUCUAUGCAUUAAUUUUAGUACCUUUAUUUGUGUGAUAUGGCUUGGGAAUUGGGCUUCUUUGUGGUAGAUCUACUACUUAUCCACUGAUGUUUGGUGUUCUCAGCUAGAUGGAAUUUUUAGCCAAAAUUAGCUUCAAUGUAGUUGCAUUGUGUGUGUUUAAUUGUAUUCAUAUAUGUUUAAUUUUAUUUAGCAACGAUUUUGCUUCUAUUAUAAUAAUAAUAAUAAAGUGAUUUUUUACUUGUGCAAAAA
Molecule: messenger RNA, 674 nt
Organism: Solanum verrucosum
Lineage: Eukaryota; Viridiplantae; Streptophyta; Magnoliopsida; Solanales; Solanaceae
Product: protein RALF-like 34
Exons: 1
Coding region: 15-386 (123 amino acids)
Source: RefSeq, a predicted model, not a curated record